Molecule: messenger RNA, 5601 nt
Organism: Antechinus flavipes (yellow-footed antechinus)
Lineage: Eukaryota; Metazoa; Chordata; Mammalia; Dasyuromorphia; Dasyuridae
Gene: ZBTB40
Product: zinc finger and BTB domain containing 40
Biological process (GO): regulation of transcription by RNA polymerase II
Cellular component (GO): nucleus
Molecular function (GO): protein binding; RNA polymerase II cis-regulatory region sequence-specific DNA binding; DNA-binding transcription factor activity, RNA polymerase II-specific
Source: RefSeq, a predicted model, not a curated record
UCAGAUGUCUCUGCUCAAUGGAGAUUGGACACAAAUUAAUCGCUCAGCCAAUCACAUGAGACUGAAGACCGAGCCAUUUCACCAAUGGAGCGUUCCAUUGCUUCCAGACCUGGAUGACCCUUACGAUUCCGGGUGUCCCGUAGGCCCAGAGAGGACGUUUAAGUUAAACUGCCAUUUGUCCGCACUCCCUCCCAGCCCGAUCCUCCCCCUUUCCCUGCCAGGUUCUUUCUAUAAGUGGGCACAAAGCCUACAGGGGGUGGGGCUGGGGACUUUUAAAAGAACGUCAAAGCCCCGCCACCAUUCACUCUGCCCUCCUCCACACAGCCCUCCCCAGCCUCCCGGCGCCGCUCCCCCGGCACGUGACGCUGGAAGUCGCCGACUCCUGCUCAGCCCCCGCCUCCCCCGCCUUGCUUGCGUCCCCUCGCGAGCCUCAAGAUGGCGUCGCUCAGGCGGCUCGGGCGCUGUUGAAUGGAGAAAGCUUUAUUGUUCCCCGAGCCGCCGCCACCAUCCCCAUCACCUCCUGAAGCCCGAGUGUUCGCGUGUCCUCCGAGCCGCUGUCAAUAAAGAACAGACAGUUUGAAUCGGCGGCGCCGAGCAGCUGGUGUUGAUCAUCAAAGAGGCAUUUUGGCAGGAAGGCUAAACAGUGCUCUUCUUGCCCCCAGCUGGAGCAAUGGAACUUCCCAACUAUAGUCGCCAGUUGCUGCAGCAGCUGUAUACACUCUGCAAGGAGAGACAGUUCUGUGACUGCACCAUUUCUAUUGGGACAGUUUAUUUCAGGGCCCAUAAACUGGUCUUGGCUGCUGCCAGCCUCCUCUUUAAAACAUUACUGGAUAAUACAGAUACAAUCUCUAUUGAUGCGUCUGUUGUGAGUCCAGAUGAGUUUGCUCUCCUGUUAGAAAUGAUGUACACUGGCAAACUCCCUGUGGGUAAACACAACUUCUCCAAGAUUAUCUCCUUAGCUGACAGCCUGCAGAUGUUUGAUGUGGCAGUUAGCUGUAAGAAUCUGCUCACCAGCCUUGUGGGCUGCUCUGGCCCAAGUCAAGUACUAAGAGAUGCUUCCCCUCAGGCAGUGGAGCCAUGCAAAAAUGACGCCGAUUCUGAUAGACGGCUGGUCGAGAAUCCUUCCCCAAAGAAUGUGAUUGUGUCUUCCCAUUCCACAGAGGUUCCACCUCCUCCUGUGGCUCUGAAGGCCGACACUGUGAUGGUGGUUAGUGCAAUGACACAAGAAGCUGAGGAGGUAAAUCCUGCCAUGGAGCAGCAGGAGCUUGAUACAACUUCUGCUGCUGCCCAGGAAGAGACUCUGGAGAUUGAAAUGAAGGGAGCAGUUUCACCAGGGGAGGCUUCCACCAUUUCCCAAAUACCUUCUCUUUCUCCUGGGAAAGAAGCAGUAAAUGAAGAGGUGGAGGAAGAGGAGGCGGUAACAGCAGCAUGUACAUCUCAGAAAGUGACAGAGACCACCACAGAGCCAGAGCAUGAGAGGAGAAUGUAUAAGCUGGAUUUUCUCCUGCAAAACGAAAAUAUCUUCUCUGAAGCGCUCUCUGUUGCCCAGGAUGUACUGAAAAGACUAGAUGAAUGUAGAAACAUUAAAAGUCCCCAUAAGGAGGCUAUCUUGGAGUGUCUUGAAGCUAAAGAAGGACUCUCAACAUUCAAAAGAAUCCUCAGUAAAGUAAGAAACAAUGAGUGCCUCGAUGUUGAGACUGUGGUGUCUUUGUUGGAGCUAUUCCAGGACACCCAUCCUGAAAUAAAAGCGGCACUGCAAAAGCAAGAUCCAGAAGAUGGAGAAAACAUGCAGCUAAAAAGGAGCACAGAGGAGGGAAAGACCUUGUCUGUCCUGUUACUGGAACACAAACAGGACCUGAUCCAGAGCAUAACCCAGAUGAGACCCAUUAGGGAAUUCCUAGAGACGGCCCCUGGGGAGCUCCUGACCAAUGUGGAAAAAGAGGUGAUUUUGAAUUGCUGUGAGGGCGGAACACCCAAGGAGACAAUAGAAAAUUUGUUGCACAGAGUGACUGAAGAGAAAACAUUGACUGCUGAGAGUUUGGUUAAACUCCUUCAGGCUGUGAAGAUCACAUUUCCCAACUUGGACCUUCUGCUGAAAGAUUUACAGAAACAAGCAAGUGUGUCAAGCACCACAGUCCAACCAAGCCCUGAUGAUUAUGGGACUGAACUCUUGAGACGGUACCAUGAAAACCUCUCUGAAAUUUUCACUGAUGAUGAGAUGAUACUAAAGGUAAUCUCAUCUGCAAGCAGUUUAACUUCUGGAGAAAGAGAGGCCCUGGAACAGCUUGUGAAAGGCGACGCUGGACGAGGCGGCUUUGGCUCCCUGAUUUCUGCGGUGCUGGAAGGACAGCCUUUAUUAGGGAGGGCCAUUUGGAAGGUACUGCUGGGGGCCCAGACAGCGGAGCCAUGUCCUUUGAACCUGCUCAUGGAGGAGAUGCACAAGGAGCCCGGUGCCGACUAUUUCUUCCAAGCAGUGGCCACCCCAGAAAAUGCUACUAUAGAAAUCAUCUUGAGACAUGGCAAGCUAAUCACUGAGGCCAUUCAGCCGAGAGCUGAGCUAAAGUGCCUCACUCCAGGAGAGGAGAAACUGGCGGAGGCUGUGAAGGAGAUUCUGAGUGCUUCCUGUGAGCCAGCCAGCCCUGAAGCCUCCCUGAAAGCAGCUCUCAGCAGAGCGCAGGAAAAGUCACUCCCCACCAUGGAGAUCUGCCGCCUUCUCUGCACCAUUCAUGAGGUCUUUCCAGGCCUGCAGGCGGUCCUGCAAGAGCUGGGGAGCCUGGGUCUCCUUAUUAAGGACAAGGAGCAGGGCUCUCCCCAGCGGUGGAAAGUGCUGGAGGGGAAGGGAGAAGCCUCCGGGGCUCCUGAUGAGCCUGUGGAAGGGAGCGAUAAGGAGAAGGGGGCAGCCCUGGCGGAGGAGCUGGAGAGCAGUGCCGCCCCCUCCCCUAAGAAGAGCUUCAUCUGCACAGCCUGUGACAAGAGCUUCCAUUUCUACUGCCGCCUCAAGGUGCACGUAAAACGCUGCCGUGCGGCCCAGGGGAAGCAGGUGCCCUGCAAAGAAUGUGGCGAGACAAAGGCCUCCAAGAAAGAGCUGGAGAAACACCUGCAGGAAGCUCAUGGUGGGGCGGGGGCGCCAGGCACCCCAAAGAAGAAGAAGAGGAGGCUCCCCGUGACCUGUGACAUCUGCGGGAGGGAGUUUGCUCACGCCUCUGGGAUGCAGUACCACAAGCUGACGGAACAUUUCGAUGAGAAGCCUUUUUCAUGUGAAGAAUGUGGGGCUAAGUUUGCAGCCAAUUCGACCCUGAAGAACCAUCUCCGGCUUCACACCGGGGACCGCCCUUUCAUGUGCAAGCACUGCCUCAUGACGUUCACACAGGCAUCCGCCCUGGCCUAUCACACCAAGAAGAAGCACGCUGAAGGGAAGAUGUACGCUUGUCAGUACUGCGAUGCUGUGUUUGCCCAGUCGAUUGAGCUGUCCCGGCACGUGCGCACUCACACUGGAGACAAGCCAUACGUUUGCCGCGAGUGCGGCAAAGGCUUCCGACAGGCCAAUGGCCUCUCCAUCCACCUGCGGACUUUUCACAAUAUAGAUGAUCCCUAUGACUGCAAGAAGUGUAGGAUGAGUUUUCCCACUCUGCAAGAUCAUCGAAAUCAUAUCCACGAAGUCCAUUCAAAGGAGUACCAUCCCUGCCCUACCUGUGGGAAAAUCUUCAGCGCCCCGUCCCUGCUGGAGCGACACAUGGUGACCCACGUCCGAGGGAAGCCUUUCAGCUGCGGCAUCUGUGACAAGGCCUAUCAGCAAUUGUCUGGCUUGUGGUAUCACAACCGGACCCACCACCCGGACGUGUUUGCUGCCCAGAACCACCGCUCCUCCAGGUUCUCCUCCCUGCAGUGCGGCUCCUGCGACAAGACCUUCGCCAGCAGCCGCCACAAGAAGCACGUCAAGGCGGAGCACGCAGACGUCACGUUCCACGAGUGCGAGACCUGCCAGGAGCUCUUCCCCACCCUGGCUUUGCUCCAGGUUCACGCCAAGUGCCGGCAUUCAGGUUCCCAGCCCUUCCGGUGUCUCUACUGCGCGGCCUCCUUCCGCUUCCCCGGAGCCCUGCAGCACCACGUGGCCACGGAGCACUUCCGGCAGACGGAGAGCACGUUCCCCUGCGAGGCGUGUGGCGAGCUCUUCAUCUCCCAGGCCCAGCUCGAGGCGCACUUUGAGGCCGACCACGCGAAGGUGGUGGUCACGGAGGCCCAGGUGGCCGCAGCCACCACCCAAAUGGUGCAGGUGAUCCAGGCCCCGGAGCCGGGGGCGGCCACCGAGCAGGUGAUCACUUUGGAGGAGAACCCUCUGGCUGGAUCCCAGGUGUUUGUGACGUUGCCAGACGCCCAGGCUCCCCAGGCCAGCUCAGAGCUGGUGGCGGUGACAGUGGAGGACCUGUUGGAUGGAACCGUGACCCUCAUCUGUGGAGAGGCAAAGUAAAAGCCACUCGGGGGGCCUCAGAGAGGCGCGGGGCGUGAGCCGGAGAGCCGCGUGGUGACUGAGCCUUCAGCGCAGGCCGCGCUGGCCAGGAGCUUUGCCCUCGGUGUCCAGGACGGCGACCCUGACCCUGGCCUCCCCCAGAGGCAGCCUGACCCCUCACACAGUGCGGCCGCUCCGGUGUUCGUGUUACAUUCCGCCUAACAUCGAGCACUGCCUCCGCAAGCCUGAUGGGCGCCGGAGAAAGGAGGCUGGGGACCAGGGCCUCAUCCGAUUACAGGCAGCACCCAUGGCAGAAUGGACGCGGCCAGCAGAGGAGGGUCCGACAAAUCAUUUUUAGUCUUUGUGUCAAACUCCCUAGCAGGGCAUCAGCAGCUCCAGCUCAGGCGCAUUCCUCCCGGCCUUGCCCACGCCACCAGUCCCAGGCUCUGUUGUUCGUUUCCUGUUCCUGUCCUGGUGAGUGGCCAUCAGGAGGCCCCCCAGCAGCCCCCACCUUCUCAUUACGCUGAUGUCCAAGGGCCAGGCCCUCAGCACUUUUCCCUACUCUGUGCCCAGGGUGAUGACCCAAGCUGACCUUUUGUUUUAAUUGGGUCAUCCAUACAGACUCUCUCCCCACCAGGUCUAGCUUGCACGGCACAGUAAUCUCUCUCCCAGAACAAAGAGUCUGGAGUCUUCUCUGGAGAACCCCAAAUGUGAGACGAGCCAGCUGCCAGGGCAGCCCCAGCCGGCUCUGCCCUGCCCCUGUGGGACGUGCCUCGGGAGGUGCCCCGGGGCACAGCCAGCGACCCGAGCUGUCCCUUCCCUUUGUGCCAGCUUCCCCUCUCCUUGAGGAAAGCCUGAAGCUGCUGUUGGAGGAGCACAGCAAUUGCCCCAGAGUCGGGCACCUUCAUUGUAGCAUCUGAGAGAAUUAUGGUUGUGGGGUUGGCGGGAGCACAGUCCCUUCUGCCCCGGUGCAGCCACGGCUGCCCACAGGCCCCGGCUCCUUGCGAAAGGCUCUCAGAGGCCUUGGGGCUCAGGCUGCCGCGGAGCCCACUUGGUAUGCCUCUCUUGUUGCUGGGCCACGGCCCCUCAACGACUACAUUUCCCAAAGCCUUUUAUCUGCCGUUUCCUAAAAUAUAAUCUGAUAAUUAAUGGUU